This is a messenger RNA of Mandrillus leucophaeus (drill), 2574 nucleotides long. RefSeq names its product MICAL-like 1 (gene MICALL1). The coding region runs from base 1 to 2574 and encodes 857 amino acids. The transcript is spliced from 16 exons. Gene Ontology annotation, molecular function: protein binding. The record is from RefSeq and is a predicted model, not a curated record. Lineage: Eukaryota; Metazoa; Chordata; Mammalia; Primates; Cercopithecidae.
AUGGCAGCCUUCCAGCUACAGGAGUGUGAGGCCAGCCCAGAUUGGCAAGCUGGGGGCUCCAGGCCCUGGACCAGUAUUCUGGACUGGGACUCAGUGAACUUUGAGGAGGUAGAAUUCCCUAAGGGACACCUGGACCGACGGUGGCGGAGGGGCGCAUGGGUCUCCCCGCCAAGCUGUGGGGUAGGGGAUGGUGGACGUGAGAACUUCCAGCUCAGCGGUGCUUUAGGAGAUUUUGAUUCGCUUUCCAAGGACAAUGUCUUCGAGAAUAACCGUUUGGCCUUUGAAGUGGCUGAGAAGGAGCUGGGGAUCCCUGCUCUCCUGGACCCCAGUGACAUGGUCUCCAUGAGCGUCCCUGACUGCCUCAGCAUCAUGACCUAUGUGUCCCAGUAUUACAACCACUUCUCCAGUCCUGGCCAAGCUGGUGUCUCACCACCCAGAAAGGGCCUGGCACCCUGUUCCCCGCCAUCUGUAGCACCCACUUCAGCGGAACCGGAAGAUGUGGCUCAGGGCGAGGAGCUCUCCUCAGGCAGCCUGUCAGAGCAGGCCACCGGCCAGACCCCCAGCAGCACGUGCGCGGCCUGCCAGCAGCAUGUGCACUUGGUACAGCGCUACCUGGCUGACGGCAGGUUGUACCACCGCCACUGCUUCCGGUGUCGGCGGUGCUCCAGCACCCUGCUCCCUGGGGCUUAUGAGAAUGGGCCUGAGGAGGGCACCUUUGUGUGUGCAGAACACUGUGCCAGGCUGGGCCCGGGGACGCGGUCAGGGACCAGGCCUGGGCCUUUCUCACAGCCAAAGCAGCAGCACCAGCAGCAACUUGCAGAAGAUGCCAGGGAUGUUCCAGGAGGCAGCCCCAGCUCCAGUGCUCCUGCAGGGGCUGAGGCUGAUGGACCCAAGGCCAGCCCUGAGGCCCGGCCCCAGAUCCCUACCAAACCCCGGGUUCCUGGCAAACCACAGGAGCUGGCUAGCACCCCUGCAGGCCGCCCCACCCCCGCCCCCAGGAAGGCCUCCGAGAGCAUCGCCCCAGCACCCCCCACGCCCCGGCCCCGCUCCAGUCUGCAGCAGGAGAACCUGGUGGAGCAGGCUGGUGGCAGCAGCCUCGUGAACGGAAGACUGCACGAACCGCCUGUCCCCAAGCCGAGGGGGACACCGAAGCCAUCUGAGGGGACACCAGCCCCCAGGAAGGACCCCCCAUGGAUCACGCUGGUGCAGGCGGAACCAAAGAAGAAGCCAGCCCCACUUCCCCCAAGCAGCAGCCCUGGGCCACCAAGCCAGGACAGUAGGCAGGUGGAGAAUGGAGGCACUGAGGAGGUGGCCCAGCCAAGCCCAGCGGCCAGCCUGGAGCCCAAACCCUAUAACCCUUUUGAGGAGGAGGAGGAGGAGGAAGAGGCUCCGGCUGCACCCAGCCUGGCCACCAGCCCUGCCCUGGGCCACCUGGAGUCCACACCGAAGUCCCUGCACCCCUGGUACGGCAUCACCCCUACCAGCAGCCCGAAGACAAAGAAGCGCCCUGCCCCCCGCGCUCCCAGCGCAUCCCCACUGGCUCUCCACGCCUCCCGCCUCUCGCACUCGGAGCCGCCCUCAGCCACACCAUCGCCAGCGCUCAGUGUGGAGAGCCUGUCAUCCGAGAGCUCCAGCCAGAUUGCAGGUGGGGAGCUUCUGGAGCCGCCAGCUGUGCCCAAGAGCUCCUCAGAGCCUGCUGUCCAUGCCCCUGGCACCCCUGGAAACCCUGUCGGCCUCUCUACCAACUCCUCUCUGGCGUCCUCUGGGGAGCUAGUGGAGCCUAGAGUGGAACAAACGCCUCAAGCCAGCCCUGGCCUUGCCCCUAGGACCAGGGGCAGCCCAGGUCCCCAGCCAGCCAAGCCCUGCAGUGGCGCCACCCCAACACCUCUCUUGUUGGUUGGAGACAGGAGCCCCGUGCCUUCCCCUGGAAGCUCGUCCCCACAGCUGCAGGUAAAGUCCUCCUGCAAGGAGAAUCCUUUUAACCGGAAGCCAUCGCCUGCAGCGUCCCCAGUCACAAAGAAGGCCACCAAGGGUUCUAAGCCUGUGAGGCCACCUGCCCCAGGACACGGCUUCCCACUCAUCAAACGCAAGGUCCAAGCUGACCAGUACAUCCCCGAGGAGGACAUCCACGGAGAGAUGGACACCAUUGAGCGCCGGCUGGAUGCCCUGGAGCACCGUGGGGUGCUGCUGGAGGAGAAGCUGCGUGGCGGCCUGAAUGAGGGCCGUGAGGAUGACAUGCUGGUGGACUGGUUCAAGCUCAUCCACGAGAAGCACCUACUGGUGCGGCGAGAGUCCGAGCUCAUCUAUGUCUUCAAGCAGCAGAACCUGGAGCAGCGCCAGGCUGAUGUCGAGUAUGAGCUCCGGUGCCUCCUCAAUAAGCCAGAAAAGGACUGGACGGAGGAGGACCGGGCCCGGGAGAAGGUGCUGAUGCAGGAGCUUGUGACCCUCAUUGAGCAGCGCAACGCUAUCGUCAACUGCCUGGAUGAGGACCGGCAGAGGGUCCUGCUCUUCCAGGCAGGCCAGGAAGUGGCGCUGGGCCGCACUGGCUUCUUCCUGCCCCAGCCCUGGCUCUGA